AUGGCUGACGUGCUGACCCUGGGCACUGCGGACCCGCAGAUCCUCGUGAGGUACGAGAACGAUUCGCAGGUGCUAGAGAGGCGGGCGCCGUUCCCGCCGCACUUGGCGAACCAGGUCUACGCUCGCGACCCCAUCGCGGGCGCGGCGCUGGCCGGCUACCGGCGCAGGGCGAAGAUGCAGGGCCAGCUGCUGGGGGUCGGCCAGGUCGACGCCGCGGAGCGGAUGAUCUGGGUGUUCGCAGAGGCUCGUUCGGCAAGGUUCGGCGAGGUCGUGGACACUGCGCUGAUGGACGACGACGCUCGCUGCGCGAGCUUCGACACGAAGGGCGCGGUGGUGCUGGAUGGCGAGGAGUUCUUUGUGCAGAAGAUAGCGGCUAGCGGCCUGGCGGACUUCAAGAAGGAGACGAAGACCGACCUAGGCGACGUCCGCACGCUCGGCGACCACACGGACGACGCUGGGCAGCGGGCCCUCCACUUGACGGAGGCGGUCGCCCUCGUGCGCGACACCGAGCAGAAAGGCUUCCCACUGGCCGGAAUCAGGAGCGUGAAGGCGGAGUGGGGGCGUCUCAGCGGCGUAGGCGAGGGGUCGACCGUCAACCACGUGCAUCGGAACUUGUGCGAGAUGAUUCGUCUCACGCAUUCCUGGGACCAGGUCGACCUGUCGAUGAUGGCGUCGGCCGAGCUCAUCGUGCGCUGGCUGAUCCAGACGGAGAUAGCGGUGGAAAGGACCCCUCGGCACCCCGACUACAGUGGCCUCGACAUAGUCAUAUCCGCGCCCGUCAACGCCGUGGGCCGCGCCUCGACCUCGAAGUUCAACUCCUGGGUCACCGACCGCCUCAAGGAGAGGGCCGCCAUCUGGAAACAAGAGCGGCUCUAUCGUGAAGAGCAAAAGCAGACGAGGAAGGGCGACGGCAAGAAGGGUGGAGAUGACGACGGAAAAGGUCCGAAGAAGAAGAAGGGGAAGGACGCCGGCGCCAGAG
Prorocentrum cordatum is the source of this 979-nucleotide messenger RNA. NCBI's taxonomy places the organism in Eukaryota, Dinophyceae, Prorocentrales, Prorocentraceae. The record is from the annotation of a GenBank genome assembly.